Liolophura sinensis is the source of this 10304-nucleotide messenger RNA. RefSeq lists its product as uncharacterized. Lineage: Eukaryota; Metazoa; Mollusca; Polyplacophora; Chitonida; Chitonidae. Gene Ontology annotation, molecular function: actin filament binding. Bases 279 to 8429 code for a protein of 2716 amino acids. The record is from RefSeq and is a predicted model, not a curated record. Gene Ontology annotation, cellular component: actin cytoskeleton. The transcript is spliced from 25 exons.
GAAUGGCAGGCCUGUGGUAGGAUAACUUCUCAAGUUUGUGACAUUUACCAAUCUUAAAGAAUGUGUUCGUCUUGUGUACCGGCUGACUUCGGCUAAUCAGAAAUGUAGUCGACAGAGCAGUGACUUCCACCUUUCGAUAGUUCUCGCACUAAAAUGGUAGAGAAGCUGUGUUGAGACGGACGGACGGAGGAUCGGUGCUAGAUCACACACCCUGUCCCACGGCCAGGCCUAGGUCCACUGGUUACCUGAGUGAAUACCAUUGACCAGAACUUGUCAAAAUGAGUAAUGCCAAGUGCCGUAAAUUUGUCCCUAACAUUUUCAACAAAAGCAAGUGUCAAGAUUGCUUUGCUCCAAAGGAAUUACACUCUGCAGAAGCUCUGGAAUGUAACAAGAGUUCAAGGAAGGUAUCAAAAUGUGGCUACCUGUUUGUUGCUCCGGAUUUCGACUUCACCAACCCAAUGGACAGAACUCGCAGAUGGCAGAGACGGUUUUUCAUCCUGUAUGAUGAUGGUGAGCUGACUUUCUCUGUGGAUGAAAAUCCUGACACUGUCCCUCAGGGCUCUGUGGAUAUGAACAAAUGCCUGGAUGUCCACGAUGCAGAGGGCGUGACCACUCACAAGCAUUCCAUGUGUGUGUCUUCCCAGGAUAAGACCUACUACAUCAAAGGGAGCACCAAGGAGGAAAUCUCCAGGUGGUUUGAUAUCUUAGUGAUGUAUCCACGAAGUAACAUUAAAACAAAGAGGAGAGCUCCCAGCAUCCACAACUUAGCGGAGAAGGAAAAUCAGCAGGAUGGAAAACAUUCAAAAAACCAACAAAACUUGUCGGAAUUGAGAAAACCUCUGGAAACCUCUACAGCCGAGAACAAGACACUUGGUAGUUCUCGCUUUACAGUUAUAACGCAUGGACCGGGCAGUAUUGAUAAAGGCAAGUCUCGGAUUGAUGCCACACCCUUUACCACACAUAGGGGUGUGCGUAGUCUGAAACAUAAGAACGACAAGGCUUACCAGGAGGGCCUGAGAAAAAGUAACAGUAUGUAUGAUCUGACUGAAGACAAUGACCCAGAAGACAAACUUGUCCAUUCCCGCUUCCGCAGUCGCUCAAGAGAUCGGCUUGAUGAUCUAACCUACAUCUCUGAUGCAAAUCCGUACGCAACCCUUCCCCGAACUCUGAGAACUUCUCGCCUAGAGAUGUACGGCAGUUCUGACAAAGUGAACAAUUCAGCUGGCAACUCGCAGGGUGCAUCGACACCAGUGUCAAGUCGUGACCAAUCACGGGGCAGCAGCAUGCAUUCUGACUCCACGUCCGCUAAAAGGCAGUGUGGCGUGGGUCAGCAGAAAGGGGAGCUAACUCAUGAAGAGUUGGUUGGAUCAAGAGGAAAUGAAACUGAUGAACUAAAGCUGGCCAAAGGAGAGGAGGACCUAGAUUCUAAUUGGUCCUUUUCUGAAGAUACAACCACUGAUGAAGGAGAGGAUAGUUUCAAUGAAGCUGAGAUGGCAAAAUGGGAAGUACCUUCAUUGAGAUGUAGUCAGAGUACAGAGGGCAUUACUGGGGAACUGUCCUAUGCAAAGAAAGGCUGGCUUAUCAAGAAGGGACCCUCCGACACGGAGCCCAAAAAGCAUUGGUUUGUGCUGAGCGGUGACUCGCUGCGUUACUUCAAAGAUUCUCGUGCAGAAGAUAGUAACCAGCUAGAAGGGCGAAUUGACCUGUCAACCUGUUAUGAUAUAUCUGAAGUGCCUAGUAUCAAGAACUAUGGAUUUUCUGUUAAGAAUCAGAAUGGCGAGAACUUGUUGUCGGCGAUGACCUCAGGGAUCCGUAGUACAUGGAUGAAGUCACUAGGUAAGUGUGUGGAGUAUAACAAACAGAGGACCCGCUCUAGCCUGUCUAGUGAGUCAACCAGCAGUGUGGAGCGCUCACCACGAGAUGAUGUGGAUUUGACACGCAGCACAUCUGAUAGCUCCUUUGUAAAGAGGAUCAGUGCUCUGAGGGAUGUGCCCUCCAGAAAACUAGACACGGCCAAACCUGUGAGGCGACAUUACUCAGACUUGAACCUGCGUAGUGUUGGGGAUAUGGUGUUGGUAGAUGACAUCAACAUUGGUAAUACAGGGCCUAGCGCCGUUGGCAGUAAUCGGAGCAGGGAAAUACACAGAAAAACAAGAAGGUCGUUGACCAAUGAUGAUACCAAAAAUAUAAAACUACAUUUCUUGGACUCAGUAGACAAGAGCUCUUCCACAGAUAGGAGAAGCAGGAAGUCAGAUUUGGGCUUGCUACAAAAGAAGUAUUCCAGUGACCAUGAAGAUUUGACAUCUUCCAAGCCCCCAUUCCGGCGUUAUGUAGAGGGUAGUGACAGUGUGGGAGUAUCUGCUGACAACCAUAAGUCUAAAACUGGAAGGGUUGAUGACCUAAGGGGUCGAGAGUCAUCAGAAAAUUUGCAUCAGCGAGCAAAGUCCCCCAGCACCAAGGUGAAAGAAAAAACACGUUCCAAGUCACCCCGACUUCAGUCCCCGCCCCCAGGCUCUGGAUCAGGGGACUCGGAUCAAGAAGCAGAAAUUGUGUCGAGGAGCAGUCAGAAGCUAAGGCUAAGUCGUCAGUCACCUUCAGAUGACCUUGAUAUUACAGGACGAAACAAUGUGAUAGUCGAUCUUCUUGAAGUAGAGGUCGAAUCUUUGAAGAAUCAGUUAGAGAAGACUCAGAGUGAAUUACAUGAUGUCCAAAUCAGUAACUCCGAGUUAAAGUCCCACCUGCAUUCCUUAGGUCAUGACUCUGUUCACCUGGACUCCCUUCAUAGUGGACAGGAUGAAGUGGAUACCAGUUUUGAUUACAGUGUGGAUCUUUCAGCCUCCCAGUCAUCCCAGCGUAAGCAAUAUCGUGAUUACCAGGACACCAUUCGUAGACAGAAGACUGAAAUUGAUACCCUGAAGUCCAAACUGGACAUUUCGUUAUCCAAACUGACUAAAACAGAACAGGAGCUGGCCAAGGCUGUGAACAAUCUUAAACAGGAGAAAGAAAAGUUCCUGAGAUUGUCUGAUGAUUGGAAUGCCAGGAUCAAAAUGUUAGAGGAUCAGCUACGAGAUACAGCCAUCAGUCUGGAUGCAAAGAGGGAAGAACUGUCAUCAAAGGAGAGUGAGAAUAAGAGGCUGUCAAAUGAUAUCAAGAGUUCCCUGGAGAAAGUGAGGAACAGUGAACGGGAAAUCCUGAAGCUAAAAGCUGUGGAGAGAGACUACAAAACAACCAAAGAGCAUCUGGACAAUACAGAGUGUGAACUGGCUGCAGCCAAGGCUAAGCUGAGGGAGCAUGACCUGAAGCUGAGGAAAGUAGAGGAUGAGUAUGAGAAACACUUAGAGGACAUAGAGAGGCAGUUCUGUGGGGAUCGGGAGGAUCUGGAGCAACAGUUAGAGAACAUCCAGAGGCAGAGCACCAUCACUGACAAUGUCAACAGUGACAUGAAGGACAUUCUCCAGGAGAAAGAUGAGAUUAUCUCACAGCUGGAGGAGAAGGUCAUCGAGACAGAUGACAAAAUGGAACAGCUAAGCAAAAGGCUGGAGACAUUUGACAGGAAAACAUUCAAGGCUGAACAAACGGCAAGCACCAUGGAGGAACGAAACAGAGAACUGCUCAGCAAGCUCAAGAAAGCUGAAAAAGAACUGGCACAGCUGAAGGCGAGGAAGGAUGCUGAUCGCAAUUCAAGUAAGCAAGCAGACAGCACAAAGAAGGGGAAGAACCAGACAGCUAACGAAAUAGAGAGUCUGAAAGCCAUAAACAGAAACUUGUAUGAACAAAAUGAAGCUCUGGAGGCUUCCAUUAGUGUUUUGAAUGAUCGUGUAGCAGAUUUGGAAAAGCGAUGUGAAGGUAAACAGAAAGAGCUGGAUACCUUACUGAGAUCAAGUCGGGUCAGACCAGGCUCUGGGGAUGUCUUGAACAAAUAUGAUCAGGUGAUGGAAGAGAUGAAACUGGUAAAGAGUAAACUACUUAAUCUAGAACAUGUUAUCCAGGAUUACAAUUCACAGCAUGGAGGUAAGGUACCAGAGGAAAGAGUUCUGGCUUUAGCAGAAACCACCUCCAUGUUGGGAGAGCUCCAGAAGAGGUUAGAGGUUACAAACCAGGCUUUGAAGGAUACGACUCUUCUUGUGGAUGAUGCUGUAGACAACCCUGCUUUCCAACACAAGGUCACAGUCAGUGGUUCAUCUGGGCCUCAAGCAAUUCUGGAGGAGUAUCUGGAGUUAAAGAAAAAGUUCGACAAGGCAGUGUUUGAGAUCAAGAAGUUAAAGCAGGAAGUAAAGGAAACAGAAGCUAAUUUCGUAAAACUAGAAACGAAUGAGAAACUUUUGCGUCAGCAGAAAAAUGCUUUAGAGAAAGACUAUGAGAGCCAGGUAGCGGUAAUGAACAGCCGAUUGAAUGAACUGUCUUCCAAACUGUGUGGGGUAAGCAAACAGGCUCUGCCUUAUCCCUCAGGUAAUGCAGGCCUGUCCAAAGAAUUAGAGAGCCAACUUAAUUCUUUAGAGCAUAAUAUAGAGUUUGUAGAGAAUGCAAUGAAGAAUCAGGAUACAGAGACAGCGAGUCUGCAGCAGCAGAUUGGAUUAGUGGAGCAGCAGGUGGGCAGGUCCCAGGAUGACACUCAGGGAAGCUCUAGACCCAGGCUUCUUCCAGACACCCCAACAAGCCCUGCCAGCCCUACUAGCAGCAAACAACUCACUGCCAAACUCAAACAGAUGAAGCUGCAACUGGAGUCGACCAACUCCAAGAUGAAAGACAUCACCUCAAAGAUUGGUGACAAAGAUUCUAGUCAAGGGGAACUGAAAAGCUUGAAAGAAAAGGAGAUGAAGCUUCAAGAGCAAAUACUGAAAUAUGAAGACAGCUUGAGGCAGUUAAAUGUUGAAAUUAACAGCCAUUCCACACCAUCAACGCCCACAACAACUGUAGGCAGCCGUCUUCAGGAGGUGCAACUUCAGUUGAGCCAGACGGAGUGUACACUCGAGAACUGCAGGUCCAAGUUAUCCAGCAUAAUCCAUAUUGUUGAGUCUUAUCAGGAUAAAGACAAGCAGCCAGUAGGAGCUGAUAGUCUGGCUCUGCUGAAAGAGAGGCUGACAGAAGCCAUGGAAGCAGCCUGUAUCCCUGUUGGUCAAAGCGAACAGGACAUACUAAAGGAUAUAUCUGUGAAAAAAACUGCCCUAGAUGCUAGGGUUGUACUGAAACAGGCCGAGUUUAGUCAAUUAGGGCCUCUCUCAGAAAGCCAGAAGCAGUGCUUGUACGCAGAGAAACUGGCUUGUGAAGCUGUUAUACUCGGAGAACUCUCUUACCUGGUUCAAAAGCAAGACACUAAAACUUUUCAUUCUUCUCUAUCAAGGGACAUUCAAGAUGCUAACUUUAGAUUGUUCAAACUAGAGCAGCAACUUGGAGUAAAAUCUGAUAGUCCAGAAUCCAACUUAGAUUUGGAUGUACUUGGGUCAUAUGCUGCAUUAAUUGCAGACAAAAUAAUAAUGCAGGGCAAAUUGUCAACAUUGACAGCUUCCAAGUCUGAAGAGCUACGCCACUCGUCAGUGAUGCUUUCAGAGGGCGGUGACCCCCAGACAAUGAGUCUGGCGGAGGAGGUCCUGGUUAGAUCCCAGAUUCAGGACAGCAUGAACAACCAAUGUAACAACACAGCCCUGGAGCCCAUUGAGUCCUACGCAGCACAUCUGACGUCAAGGGCAUUGAUUCAAGGAGAAAUAACAUUUGCCUUGGCACAAAUGAAGAGCAGGAUUGGUACAAGAAUGACUGAUAAGCAAAGGCUUGAUAUAAUAAAUCAGGAACUCUCUCAGGCAUUGGAUCUUCUUUACCAUCGACAGAGUGCAAUUUCUAAAGCUGUGUCUGUCUUCAGAAGAGAGAAAAUCUCAAAACUGGCAGAAACAUUAGCUAUAGAAACUCUGAACAAUGUUAGUGGUAGUGAUUUGCAGUCCAGGCAGGCCUCCAUGUGUGAACUUAUCAAUGUGGUUAUGAAUGGCGUUCGUGACCAGUAUUUAAGUGACUGGAGCAGUGCUCAUAAGGACGCUCCUCAAGAAAAAGGUGCUCAGCUACAGAAAUCUUUGAAAGAAGAAUUCCAGUAUACAUUCACUGAGCUAAAAUCAAAAUACAGCAGUGUUUUGUCAAAUAUGACUACUGCUACUUCCAAAGGACAGUCUCUUAAAGAAGAAAUUAAGACUGGGUUGGCUGCAUUUUGUGCUAUUUUAGCACAGUUUGCUGCUGUUGUUGGAAGCACUAGAUAUUUGAAUGCUGUACACAAGAGGAACAAGCUAGAUCUAGAACGAGAUCCUCCUAACCCUGAUAGUUCAUCGGAAUCUGCACAGAGAAUGAGAAAGAUCCUGGGAGAAGCUCUGAUGAAAGAAGCAUCCACAAAGGAGGCCAAAGCAACAGACCUGAGGAACAAGGUGAGGGCUUCAACAGGUCAGAUAGCUGAACUGGCAGGACAGCUCCCAGAACUGCGAGGCUGGAAGGGUGAGGCUCUGGCAGCAUACGCUGAAGUCCUGUUGAGGGAAGCCGUUUUCCAGGCAGAACUAACCUACAGCAGCCUGAAACUCAAGAUGCAUCACAGGGAAGAGCUUCAGGAACUUCAUGAAUAUUAUGAGGCAAAGUAUGGGAGAGUAGAUGCCAAUGAAAGCGUGGCAGAGUCAUAUGCUGAGUGCGAGUCCUUCCUUGCCAAACCAGAAGGAACUUUGGAGGAGGAACAUAGCAAAGUCACAGAGGCCAUGAAGUCAGUGGAACUCAUGCUGAAGAAGCUUAAAAGCUCUUUGAAAUCCAGUGCAUCCAAAGAUUUCCAGGGUCAGACUGACACUCUAGAGAAACUUUUUCGCCAGGCAAUGUCCGUUGUGAAGAAAACCCAAGAGGAAACCACGACCUCUGUGAUGAAGGACAUAAAGGAUGCCAAGAGUAAGGUGGAGGAGAUCAUAGAUGACCAUGAGCGGGAGAAGGAGAGUUUGGUGGCAGAGUAUGAGGACAGGAUAGCCCAGCUAGAGGAGGAGAUAGAUGCCAUCAAGGAAGACCAUGAGAGUGAGUUUGACCAGCUGAAGCAGGAUAUGUUCACAGCUGUCAGUGCUAUCCGGGCUAGUGAGGUCCAGUCCGAGGCAGAUAUGAGUAAUGAGAUCAUGAGACUGCGACAUCAGCUUUCCUCACAAAGAGCUAAGGUUAUGAUGGAGCUGAAGAGUAUGCGUUCCAGUAUCCCACAUUCCCAAAGGAACACCAAAUUAGCCAGUGCUUUGUUGGGCAAAAUUCAGAAUGUGGAGCACAUCUUGACCGGUUUUAAGUCUGGCUCUCAGGAGAGUCUGCUAGAGAUCACCAAUCAGGACUUCAGCAGCAGCAGCACAGAUGAGGAGUCUGACGAUGACUCCUCAGAGGUGUCAGAUGGCGGAGAAGAGAUUGAGGAGCCAAGAGGAGCAAAGAAGAUAGACACUCGUGUUCACAAGAGGAUUUUAUUGAGGAUGCAUGAGAGGCACAAGUCCCAGUUAGUUCAGCUGAGAAAGGAGAAAGACAAAGCUUUAGAAGAUGAAAUGAAAUCCACCAAAGCAGCAUUGGAGGCCAUGGGAAAGAAGUAUGAGGAGGAACUGCAAAGAGAACGAGAGAAGUUUGGGGAUGCUCUGACGAAACUCUACACUGAUGAUGACAUGACAGAAAUCAGCAAGAGACACAGUCUUGAAGUGGAGCAUCUUAAGGAAGAAGUAACCAAACUGAAGGAAAAAUUCAAAAAGAAGAAUGAAGAGAUGAAGGAUUUGCAAGAGAAAUUAUUCAAGUCAAACACUGAACACAGGAAGGAGAUUCGUCAGUUAGCUCUCAGAAAUGAUCACUUGAACACUAGUAUGACCAAAGAGUUAGAGAAGUUAAAAGCUGUGGCCAGUAAAGGAUCAGAGGCGUCGUCAAAGGCUUCGGCCAAACCAGACAAGGAAGAGCUUUACAAUGCCCAGGUGAUAGCCAGAGUGAAAGAUACAGAAGUGAAACAGAUGAAGGAACAGUUGAAAGUCAUGAAAGAAAGACUUCAAAAAUCCCAAGAGGGCCAGGAGCAGAUAUCCAGCCAAUAUAAUGAGCUAUACAACAAGUACCAGGCUUUGUCCACGGAGCACGAGGAAGAAGUGGAAAAGCUCAAGAGGAAACUAGAACAGGCUUUACUGGGCUUCAGAGGAGAGGGGAAGAAAGGGCUACGAAGAGUUUCUUCAUUCAACCAAAGAGACCGUAGUCCAAGUCCACAAAGGGGUGGGCUAAAGAAGGAAGCUGCUGGACAUAUAAGUCGUGAUGGUCAAAGAAGACGCCACAGACCAAGAGACUUGAGGCGUUCUAAGAGCAGUCCCUCUCUCCCUUCCAUUUCGAAACUUCCAAUGAUAAAGGGAAAGCUAGAAGAGGUGGUUAAGUCGCCUUCAGCCACAGGAGGCCUCCUGAAGAGCAACAGUUCACGAUUUAAUAAGCCCUAAGCAGACCGAGAGGCUGAGCGAUUUCACACAUCUAUCACCAGUAUUGUUAACUCACUCAAGGCAGCUACUUCCACAGCUUUACCCAUAUUUUAUGUACACUGCUGGUGCAACUCACCACACCCUUCAGAGCAUUUAAUCCUAGAUUAUUAUGACCACAGUUACCGUGCUAACCAACAGGUGUAAGCUUGUGGUACUGAAGACUUUUUUUUCUUCUCUUUGUUAAUUAUAUCUUGUUGACACCUUGACGUCACCAGCACUGAAAAGUCUCUGGUUAACUCAAGAUACUGGCUAUGUUAAUGUUUGUAUAUCAAUCAACAUUUGUAUUGUGCUAGCCACAGAUGAUCAUAGCCAUUCUAAUGGUAGGAGUAGUUCUACUGGUUUUUCCUCGUACAUGUUAUAAGAACACACUUGUUUUCAGUGAGAAAAUGAAUAAUUAAUUAUGAACUUUCAUAGUAUGCAAAGCAAAAUCAAUAGUUUAAUACAUGUACGUGCCAAAACCUAGCUUUUUGAUGCAGGUCUCUACCUGUGAGUUGCGUAUUAGCAACUUUUGAAAAACAGAGCUAAAGAAAAAUGUCAUGUCUGUAGUCCUACAUGUUCCUGUUAGUAUGAUAUUGUUGAAGUACAUUUGAAUCUAUGAUGGAUUUAAUUACUUUCACUAUGGUGCUAUUUCACAUCUUGUUCAUCAUGCUAAUGGUGAAGUAUUACCUGGUUUGAACACUGUGAAAUCUCCCGAAUGGAAAAGGCUCUGGUAUAAGCUAGUCAUGGGUGACUGACACUAAUUACUGCAGUUGUCUUUCUUUGUUAAAUAAUUUGAAUUUGUGUAGGCAUUUGUUAUUUAUUAGUGACUCCAACAUAAUUAUUUUAAGUUGACUUUUCAUUGAACUCAGGUUUGUGGUUGUGGUAUCCUCGUAUGGAUACAUGUGCGUGGUUGUGUGCUACCCUUCAUUUUACCACCAUGAUACUUAUGUAAGUUCAUGUACUAUCAGUUUUUAUUCUGUUUAAAAUGAAUUAGAUGAUCUUGGGAUGGGCCUUGUUUUAAAGCUUAUCAGUUAAUCAGGUUACAAGGAUUAUUAAUAUUUCUGAAGAUCUCAUAGCAUAUUCGUUACAAUUUAUUCACCUUGUUUUAGUUAUGAUUUUGUAGGUUAUGAAAUUUGCAUGAUCUGAAGUACGCAGUUUUCACAUAUUUUGCAUUAACCUAACCCAUAUUGUUUGUUUAGAGUAUGUGGCAACUUUGUUAAUCACCAGACUGGUUUUAUUUAUUAUUAUUAUUAUUGUUAUGGAAUAACAUCAAGCGGUAUCUGAUGAUGUUACAUUGGUGUGUUAAUAUAUUGUCCAACAUUUUUGAUGUGUUGUGAAUAUGUGGUGAUAAAUGGCAAUUAACCUUUCUAUGCAACUACUAUUUUUGUAUGGGCAUUUAAUAUUGGAAAUAUUUUCAUUAAAUUUGUCUGUGAGCUGUCCAAACUAAUAUUUAUGUGGGCAAUAAUAACUGCACUUGUGUUAACAGAUAUGCUGAUCACUGUCAGCUUUCUAUUAUUUUUGUUCUAAAUUACACCAAGUCCAGCAUGCAAAGCCAUUCUGUCACUUCUCCUUAAUCCUGUACAUACAUGUAGCUCAGAGUGCGGUUGGUGUAUGUUGGCAUGUCAUGAAGUUAUCAUGCCAUUUGGAAAUAAUAGCUGUGUUUUUGUCAGUGUGUUUCACAUUUGUCAAAGUGUGUGAUUUCCUGGUGCUUGAGUGUAAAUGCACACUGAAGAUUGAAUGAGUUGUCCCUGAUGGCAGCCUGUAUAAAUUCUCCUUACCUCCUCAUUUACCUUCUAACUAGUGUCAGUACCAUUAUACUCAAUACCCGCAACUAAAAUAAAUGGUGUAAGGACAGAA